AUGUGUCCGAAAAAAGAUUUCUAUGCCUCACUAAAAAAUUAUGAACACCGACGUACGGUGUUGGAAAUACGGGGAGAACACACACGUCAUCUCCAAUUGACGGAUUCGGAGAUAGAAAAACACGAAAUUAAAAACACUGUAAAGAGAAAAGCUACUGAAGAAAUAUCAACAAGACCUAACAAAAUUAUACGGAAAGCAAUAUCCGAAGCAGGUCAUAUAAUUGUGACGCUUAAUGAUAUUUCCAACUACAGACAACAUAUAUAUAGAAAACGAAGGAAGGUUUUACCAGUGUUGCUGAAAUCAUAUGAUGAAGCUAUUUCGCAAUUAACUUCUCAGGAAACUAUUUUAACUUUUAAAAAAGAACAAUAA
Molecule: messenger RNA, 369 nt
Organism: Macrosiphum euphorbiae (potato aphid)
Lineage: Eukaryota; Metazoa; Arthropoda; Insecta; Hemiptera; Aphididae
Source: the annotation of a GenBank genome assembly